CAGGCUGAGAAGAUGAAACACACACUGGUGGCUGUGCUAUUCCUUGUGCAGGGCAUGAGUGCUCUGGCUGGGACGACACCAGCAGCAGGAGUGAGUGCUCAUCUCAGUACAAUAUAUCUGACUCAGCCUAGGAAUGUGAUUGGCAAAUCGCACACUUCCCCAAAGCUCUUUGCCAAUGUGUCCGGCUCUGUGAAUGAUGAGGGAACCUGUCAGUGCUCUGUGUACUUGCCGGAUACCACCUUUCCAGUGCAGAAGGCUGAGCAACUGGAAAUCAUAGCCACAACGCUCUCGGAGAAGUUUGAGGCAGAGCUUUCUAAAGUCAAGGAGUACUCAAAACGAAUUGAAGUCUAUCAGCAGAAAAUCCUCAAUCUGACCAUCAGAGUGCAGCAAAUGGAGACGGGUGGUAUAUCUUACACAGAACUGGACUUCCAGUUGCUGAAAGUGGAAAUCAGUGACCUAGAGAGACUGGUCACUCAGCUGAAACCCAGCCUUGUUGGAAGCACUGCCAUUGUUGAGCAAAUAUAUUUGGAGAUCACCAAUCUGACUAUACUGGUAAGUGAACUAGAGUCACUGGACAAAAACAAUGUCCUUGCAAUUCGUCGACAAAUUGCGUCUCUGCAGAAGCGAUUGAAAGAGUGUGAAGAGAACGCAACCAAAACUACACCACCCCCUUAUUUCCUACCAGGUACCUGUGUUCACCGUGGACUGAUGAAUGUUAGCCAGCCUUAUGUUGUCAAGCUGAACUGGCGAGGAUUUUCCUACAACUAUGGUUCCUGGGGUAGAGAUUACAAUCCCUCUAACCCAGAGGAGGAAGUCUAUUGGGUUGCACCACUGAACACCAAUGGGAGAUACUUAGAAUACUUCAGAAUUUAUAGUUCCUUUGAUGAUUUGCUGCUCUUUAAAUACACAUAUGAAAGAAGAAUAACAUAUGGGGAAGGAAGUGGUGCUGCCCUUUAUAAAAAUCAUUUGUACUAUCAUGCUUAUUCUUCGAGAUAUAUGGUGAAGUAUGAUAUAAAAACAAACAGGGAGGUUUUGAGGAAGGAGCUUCCAGGUGCUGCUAUUGGUAACCGCUUCUCUUAUGCAGGCGUAGCAUGGCAGGACAUAGAUUUUGCUGUGGAUGAAAGUGGGUUAUGGGUAAUAUAUUCAACUGAAAAUAACGUGGGCAACAUUGUGAUUAGCAAGCUCAAUGAGACCACACUUGAUGUGCUAAAUACUUGGCAGACGAGACAGUAUAAGCCAUCUGUUUCCAAUGCUUUCAUGUUAUGUGGUGUUCUUUACGCCACAAGGCCACUGAACACUAAGAAAGAGGAGAUCUUUUACAUGUAUGACACAAGCACUGGCCAAGAAGGUAGAAUUAGCAUCAUUAUGGAUAAAAAGUUAGAUACAAUCCAGAGUAUUGAUUAUAGCCCCACAGAUCAGAAACUGUAUGUUUACAGUGAUAGUUACCUUGUAAGAUAUGAUGUCACUUUUCAGCCUUAGUACCUCAGGGAUAUAUGCAUAUGACAAAACUGACAGCAGCCAAUAUGAGAGAUCAAAUGGACUUUUAGACAAGGCUACUGCCAGUUCAGAGUUCAUCUGGUCUGAGGUACAGUAUGUGGGGGUGUCAUACAGGUACUUACACUCUUUAAAGGGAUUGCCGGCUCUGAGCACUAAUAUUGCUGGCAGCAGUUGGCACUAUGGGGCUUUUUAGGUUUUGCUUGGCAUUUACUGGUGGUCAGUGUUUUACAGUCGUGUCUCUGGGGGUAGAUUCAGUGCAUAGAUUUAGUGCUUUUUGUUUGCAGAAAUAGCUGGGCUCAGACUAUCUAGUGACUGAGUAGCUAAUUACCCACUGAUUUGCAUUUGUCAGAGUAACACAGGCAAGGCACUCAGAAACAGAAUGAAUUUCCACUGAUCUUUAUCAGAGUGAAAUGAGGCCUCAGAGAAAUUAAUUCAAGGAUUAAAAUAGAUUAGGAAGUAGACUUGGUCGGAAGAUAGCAAUCCAUUUGUAAGUUGAAAUCAGUAGUAUCUGGCUCAAGACUUUAGGAGGGAGGGUAAAAAUGCACUGGGCUGUGUAAGUCCUACCACAGGAAGGGAAGAGAGGGCUUUGUGGAAGGGACUGGGCUCACUGCCCUGGACAGCAGUGAUCCAGUGGGACAGUGGCCCCUGGGCCCCACCUAUAGCUUCCUCCAAGCAGUUCAACACUCUCCCUGGCUGCCACCAUAACAGGCUACCCUAUUGGAGUGCUUGUG
Messenger RNA from Parus major (Great Tit), 2228 nucleotides. It is a transcript of the gene OLFM4, whose product is annotated as olfactomedin 4. The transcript has 6 exons. NCBI's taxonomy places the organism in Eukaryota, Metazoa, Chordata, Aves, Passeriformes, Paridae. Gene Ontology annotation, biological process: signal transduction. The coding region runs from base 13 to 1479 and encodes 488 amino acids. The record is from RefSeq and is a predicted model, not a curated record.